GCGAACAACACAUCAGUACUCUGCAGGUGAAGUGAAACCUGAUACUCGAUUGUUACCAUGGCGCAGAUCAAAACAAAACAAACAAAAACGAAUGCUGAUGGGAAUUUAUUCAUCUGGAAGCGUUAGUUUAGUUUUGCCUCCGAAGUCCGUUUUUCGCAUUUGUGCGUUUUGGGAAGUAAUAUCACUGCAACAGGAAGACAAGAUCUAUUUCAUCCUCCGGACUUGUCUUCACCUGUUUGUUGUUGCAGAGAUAGAGCGAGUAAAAGUAUCAGGUGUUAAAUAUUGAUGGGCUGACAGGUGUGAUCCUAAAUGCCCGACGGGUUUCUGCCUGUAUUGGUGAGGGGCUGCUAGCACGGCCGCCACAGGCUGAACCACGGACCUCAGUACUGUCAUUAUUCAGAUGCACAGAUCCCCACUCCUCCUGAAGGAGGAGGAGGAGGUGGUGAGCGGGCUGAGGGAGGUCAGGGAGAGUGGCCCGUCGUCAGGGAGCUGUGGUUCAUCGUAGUGAUGACAGCCAUCGCCCUGCUGCUGCUGGCUGUGGUGUUAGGAGUCGUGCUCCAUAAGGCCUUGAACAAACUCCCCCACAGCAGAGAGAGACCUCCACUGGUGGCUCUGCCCCUGCAGAAAAGAAGCCCCAUGGCAGUUUACCCACCCAGUAAUUCUGUUCUGUUUGACACUGUUCCUGAUACGACAGGCUUCUCCAACAGUGUUACACUAAAAGGUUUCACCAUGAAGAUAGAGGAAGUGCUGGAGGCCAAAUGUGAGCCCACCGAUCAGGAUCCGCAGGGUGACCUCAGGGGCUUCAGUGUGACCUCAUUGAGACGCAGCGUCAGCCAGAUGAUGGACGGAAAGACCCUGACAGGAGACGACGAAGCGUGGGACCCUCAUAUUUCAGGCCAUGACAGUGGGAUGUUCAUGGAAGAUGAAGAAUUUGUCGACACAGUCAAAGGUUUCAGCACCGUGAGGAAAGAACAUACCAUGUUCACCGACACUAACCUGUGAACCCAGAAUUACUUUUGAACCCAAAGGGACAGGGGUGAGGACCAGGGUUCUUUGUCUUCGGAACUAAACCAGUCAGAAGUUUUUACUCCAUCUUAAACAGAAACAGCACGGUCAGAGACAGCAGAGAAGGGAUUUGUCUGAUAACAUAGACUGGAAUCAUUGCAGAGACCACCAAAAAAAAACUAUAAAAAAAACCUAUAAAAGAUAAUGCUGAAGAGGUUAGAGGUCAGAGACAGGACGGCAAGUUGGGACAAACACAGUUAAUGAAAAGUCCAACCUGCAUCAUAGUCUUUGCAGAUUAAUUUAUUUGUAAUAAUUCACAAUGCAGUGAGGGCACAGACACUCACACUAUAAUAGUCCAUAACAUGGGUACAAAAUGGACAUUUACACAACAAAUUUAUGGAGUGCAGCACCACAAGUGACUGUAAACAAAUUUAGCUUUAGUUACAUGGAUAUUAAACAGUAUGGACCUUUAUUUUUAUGCUUUGCAACACCUUUCAUGACAAAUAUACAUUGUGUGACUAGAGCAGUGACAGUGGCGCAGGCAAUGGACUCAGUGGAAAGUUACACAGAUUGUGAAAAUGUGGACGUGGGUUCAAUCCUGAAGCUGGGCAACAUUUGUUAUACUUUGCUCCUCCUCUGGCUCCGGCUACACCUCUCACUAACCAAUCAAUGGUAGACUGCAGUGACGUAAAACAAAUCUUGUUAUUUUUUAAUAUAAGUUAGUACCAGGUAUUACCAGGUGAAAGCCGCUAUUUCCCACUAGACCUAGCUCAAAGAACUAUCCUCUCGAGCUGAGGAGGGACGUAAUACACUGCUAGGAGGAGUAUGAAAGAGGAAAAAGAGGAAAUAAAUUAAAAGAAGGCAAAUUAGAGCUGGAAUUGUCAUUUAUUGUGUUUUCUAAUUUAUGAAUCCAUAUACUGGAGUUAAUUGCAUGCAAAUUGAAAACUCAAUAUAUAGAAUUUGCACCUGAAACAUACUACCUAGUGGAUGGAUUUGAUUGAUCUAAAAUGUUAUUAAGAAACCUCUCUCGUAUGUUCUCUAUUUAUUUCUGUUCUUGAUCUAUGGUUUUGUCUUCACAAAGUAAAUGUGAUGUACUUGGUUCGGAUGCAACUUUCUUUGCUAUUUCAUCUGCAAAUUGAUUUCCUUUUGAAAUGUCAUCCGUUCCAUUUGUAUGUGCUGUACAUUUACAUACGGCUACUUGUUUUGGUAAUUGAAUUGCGUCCAGGAGUUCCAUCAAUAGUUUAGCAUGUGUGACAGGUUUUCCUGUUUAUGUAACCAUGCCACAAUUUUUCCACUGUUGUGCAAACACAUGCAAAGUUGAAAAAGCAUACUGGCUAUCAGUCCAGAUUGUAGUAAUUUUUCCUUUCAUCAAUUUACAGGCUUCUGUUAGUGCUACUAAUUCAGCUGCUUGUGCUGAGUAAUGGUUGGGAAGUUGUGUUGCUUUUAACACUUUUGUUUUAUUUACUACUGCGUAGCCUGUUGCAUUUGUGUCAUCUGGAUUUUUUCUACUUGAGCCAUCUACAAACAAUACAUGUGAGUUUGGAAUUGGAACAUCAGUUUAAUCUUUUCUUGGUAAAUGUAAUGUUUCCGUUUCUACCACACAAUCAUGUGUGAUUUCCUUCCACCAUAAUCUUGAAGUAGCACUGAUGUCAUAAAUUGUCCUCUGCAAUCCACUGUCUGGGUAAAAGGUUUCUUGUA
Molecule: messenger RNA, 2703 nt
Organism: Cynoglossus semilaevis (tongue sole)
Lineage: Eukaryota; Metazoa; Chordata; Actinopteri; Pleuronectiformes; Cynoglossidae
Product: usherin
Exons: 6
Coding region: 508-1002 (164 amino acids)
Source: RefSeq, a predicted model, not a curated record